UUUCAUAAAACAACGGGCCGUCAUCCAUUGUUAAAUUCUAAACUAGUAUUGUGGUAAGUAAAAACCCUAACCAGUGGGGAAGAGGGGAUUUCAAAUAUCAUUUUGAAAGAAUCAUAGAAAAAGAAAAAAUCUUUAACAGUGGACAUGGAUAUGGAAAGUGAGUUUGAUCGGAUCCUUUUCUUCGAGCAUGCUCGCAAAACAGCGGAAGCCGCCUAUGCCAAAAACCCCAUCGACGCCGAUAACUUGACGAGAUGGGGAGGUGCGUUACUGGAGUUAUCUCAGUUCCAGAACGUACCGGAUUCGAAGAAGAUGAUUUUAGAUGCUAUAUCAAAAUUGGAGGAGGCACUAGAGGCUAGUCCGAGUAAGCACGAUACUCUUUGGUGCUUGGGAAACGCGCAUACAUCCCAUGCAUUCUUGACUCCCGAUCAAGAUGAGGCCAAGGUUUAUUUUGAAAAGGCUGCCCAGUACUUUGAGCAAGCUGUUGAAGCGGAUCCACAAAAUGAACUUUACAAAAAAUCCCUAGAAGUGGCUGCCAAGGCUCCUGAGUUGCAUAUGGAGAUCCACAAGCAUGGUUUCGCUCAGCAGGCUAUGGGAGCAGGUCCUUCAGCAUCUACAACUACGAAGCAGGGAACGAAGAAGAAGAAGAGUAGCGACCUAAAGUAUGACAUUUUUGGGUGGAUAAUACUUGCAGUCGGCAUUGUUGCGUGGGUGGGAUUUGCAAAAUCUCACUUGCCUCCGCCUCCUCCAAGAUAAGCUCGAUAUGUUUUGCCUUGGGUGACCUGCUUAAAUUUUUUUUUAGAUGGAUCAAGUCACGGAUAAAAUACCAGUAUGCCGCUGCCGCUAGUGAAUUUUUGUCCCAGAGCUUGCUUUUAUCAAUGUUAACUAAAUAAGAAAAUAUAUGUUUGCAUCCUGUCGUAUUUUAUUUUAUACAUUGUCAUAAAUGAUUAGAUUUAUUGUGCCAUGAUAUUUUGUUGAUU
Messenger RNA from Olea europaea var. sylvestris, 977 nucleotides. RefSeq names its product mitochondrial import receptor subunit TOM20-like. Gene Ontology annotation, cellular component: mitochondrial outer membrane translocase complex. The record is from RefSeq and is a predicted model, not a curated record. Lineage: Eukaryota; Viridiplantae; Streptophyta; Magnoliopsida; Lamiales; Oleaceae. The coding region runs from base 145 to 753 and encodes 202 amino acids. Gene Ontology annotation, biological process: protein insertion into mitochondrial outer membrane. Gene Ontology annotation, molecular function: protein binding. The transcript has 6 exons.